Messenger RNA from Dissoconium aciculare CBS 342.82, 861 nucleotides. RefSeq lists its product as uncharacterized. The record is from RefSeq and is a predicted model, not a curated record. The transcript has 3 exons. Bases 1 to 861 code for a protein of 286 amino acids. NCBI's taxonomy places the organism in Eukaryota, Fungi, Ascomycota, Dothideomycetes, Mycosphaerellales, Dissoconiaceae.
AUGUCCAAGCCGCAAAUUGAUGAGGAUGUUGAAAAGUCGUCCUCGCAGCCCCGUCACGGCUUUCCAGCCGUCGCCGCAUUCAUCGCCAGCGACCCAGAUCAUGAGACAUACAUCUUUCGCAAAUUCAAUACGCUGACCGCGCGGAAUCUCAUACACUUGCAAAGCGAGAUCCUGGAUUUGCAACAGCAGCUGCAGGAAUAUGACGAGAAAGCGCAGUCGGGAAACGACUCUCGACUCAUGCUGUCGCUGCGGCACUGGGAGAUUCUUAAGACUUGCGCACGAGACCGCGACGGUGAUGAGAGAAAGUUGAAGGCUUUGGCGGACGAGAUCGCCGUCAAAUUGGACAAAUAUCAGCAAGCGCUCCUGCAAGCAGCGGCAGUGAUGCGACUCGAAGCCCCGAAUCCUCGCGCAUUGAGCAUAUACAAAUAUCAAUUCGAUCAAAUGGACAUUCGAGGAAACUCCGCAGGUCUGCUGGACGAGAAAGAGGAUCUCGUGGCACUACGGGCACCGGCCGACAGCGAUUUCCUUUCACGCCUGACGAGAGAAAAUUGGCCAUUCCCAUCGAUCGCCGGUGAAGGUCAAGUUGGAUAUUUCCGAGAGCGACACUUGCGUACGUUCGUCGCGGCGAUGAGCGUCAUAGUUGCGGGAAUCCUGUUGAUCGGGUCGAUCUUGACGCUGUAUUUUGUGCAGCACCCAGACGCCCGCUUGGGGCUGCUACUGUUAUUUAUUCUUCUGUUUGCGGUCAGCAUGCGUAUCAGCACAACAGCCACGCGCGACAGUAUCUUUGCAGCGACUGCUGCUUACGCCGCAGUGCUGAUCGUGUUUGUCUCUGGAGAUCUUGGGAGAGCGAAUCAAAGUUGA